AUGGCGUCAAAGCAACAAAGCCGAGAAGAGCUUGAUGAGAAGGCCAAGCAAGGAGAAACCGUCGUACCAGGUGGCACCGGCGGAAAAAGCCUCGAAGCUCAAGAGCAUCUCGCUGAAGGAAGGAGCAAAGGAGGAGAGACGAGGAAAGAGCAGUUAGGGACUGAGGGUUAUAAGGAGAUGGGACACAAAGGAGGAAGCAAAGGAGGAGAGACAAGGAAGGAGCAGCUUGGAACCGAGGGUUAUAAGGAGAUGGGACACAAAGGAGGAGAAGCGAGGAAAGAGCAGCUUGGCACUGAGGGUUAUAAGGAAAUGGGACGUAAAGGAGGACUCAGUACGAUGGAAAAAUCUGGUGGAGAGCGUGCGGAGGAAGAAGGGAUUGACAUCGACGAGUCCAAGUUCACAAACAAGUGA
Arabis nemorensis is the source of this 411-nucleotide messenger RNA. NCBI's taxonomy places the organism in Eukaryota, Viridiplantae, Streptophyta, Magnoliopsida, Brassicales, Brassicaceae. The record is from the annotation of a GenBank genome assembly.